This is a messenger RNA of Anopheles coustani, 1913 nucleotides long. RefSeq names its product allatotropin-like. Bases 149 to 715 code for a protein of 188 amino acids. The transcript has 3 exons. The record is from RefSeq and is a predicted model, not a curated record. Lineage: Eukaryota; Metazoa; Arthropoda; Insecta; Diptera; Culicidae.
ACCAAAAAACGACGUGAAAAUUAAUCUAACCAAAAAACAGAUAAAAAGUGAAGCUUUCGUAAACAUCUGUGGUGAGAAAAAGCUUGCAAAAAUUGUAGUGCUCGCAAGAAUAGUGUCGAUUGCGCUACUUCAUAACUUCGGGGGAAACAUGGAGAUAAUGAAGCUCUCAGUGAACAAAUUGCUCGUCUGCGUGGUCCUCCUGGCCGUGGUGCUCUUCUGUCAACCCUCGGAAGCUGGCCCGGCCCGGCAGCUGGCCAGUUUGGCGGCGGCGCGCGUCUCCAAGAUUCCACGCUCCAUCCGGGCGCCAUUCCGCAACUCGGAAAUGAUGACGGCCCGGGGCUUCGGCAAGCGGCGGGCACCGAUCGGGGUGAGCUACGGCGGUGGUGGCAGUGCCGGGCGGCCCUCGCAUCACAGUCUCUCCACCGGCGACGGCGAGACGGCUUCGUGGGCCGAGGAAAAACACGACAUCGGCAAGCUGAUGGAGGAUCUGGCCAGCAUGGAUCAGAGCGCCGAUCCGCUGCAGCAACUGAUCGUCAGUGAACCGGAAAACAGUUUUCCCCUGGAAUGGUUCGCCAACGAGAUGUCCACCAAUCCAACGCUGGCCAAGUCGAUUCUGCAACGCUUCGUCGACACCAACCGCGAUGGUUUGCUUGAGACGGGUGAACUGAUGCCGUCGGGCGGUAGCAGUGCGAACGAGGUGGCCGAACUGUACUAAAGACGAGGCUUUCGAUCGGCUCGAAUCAACCUCGACGCCUGGAAGUGCGGUCUAGAGCGCUUGCUGAAGGCCCACCUGUUUUUCCUCUUACUGUUGCCAAGAAAAAGCAUAUACUACAAUGAUCCGACACAUCCGGCCCCACCGAAUCCUUCCUGUGUUCCCAGAGGGGGGAGAAUGUGCAGCACAUAGCAUAAGGCUUCCGAUGAGCUCAGUUUAUCCAACAAAAUUUUUCCUUCCCGAUGUGCUUACUAUCUUUCAUCCUCCUAGCAUGAUACAACCAUUAUUUAUUUUCUUUCGUAAAUCAUACUACAUACAUACAUUAUAAAGCAGUUAAUCCAGUUCCUCCCCAAACUUUAGAGCUGUAGCUCCUACUAAUUCAAUUUGAACUAGUCGUUGUGUGCAAUGUUGCGGUGCAAUUACAAACCUGAAUGUGAUCGUUUUAAUUUCCAAUGAGAUACCUGCCUGAUAGUUGGAUGUAGAAAUUAUGGUUGAAGAAAGUAAUAUCGCUGAGCCAUACACCUUCAACAUGGCAGCUGCAUGAUGGUAUGGUACAACCCUGUUUCCCGCAGUAAAGACAGAAAAUGAACAAAAAUGAAGAAAAAUAAAAACAUGAAAAACGCCCGAAAACGUAACCAAUAAAGGCUGGGUAUUGGUUUUACCUUUUCCGGCGUUUUUAUUCGCGGAAAUGCUGUCUUCUUUAACAUCUACGCGGGGACGCGGGUUUUCGAUUGUAAAAAUGCUCCCAAAAUGAACACUUGCUCGGUAUUCCUUUACGCUGCUAGCAGGCUGGAUAAAGCUGGUUGCCUGCCGGCUUUUCUCUCGUAAUGCUCUUCGUUGCCAUUCGCCAUGUUCACGGUGCACCACACAACGGACAACUAUUUGUAGCAUAGUAGAUGUUAAGGCGGGGCAACAGUGAAGGAGCUCGAAAGUGGAGAUAUAUUGAAUUAUUUAAAAAAGAAGAAACAAGCAAACACACACAGAAAAUAAAACACUCAUUAAGACACAUACACAGUUCUUAUACAAUCGGUUAAUGUUAAGUAAAAGUCAAGAGACAACCAAAACAUGCAAAGCAUCUCUAGCGAGCGUGGAGAAAGCGUGGAGGUAGAGGAAAUGAUUACCUUAACAAUUGUGUAAUAUAUAAAUAGUACAUUUAUUCACAUGAAUAAAGACAAAAUAGUUACUGAAAAAACCGUCAUAU